This is a messenger RNA of Fusarium vanettenii 77-13-4, 865 nucleotides long. RefSeq lists its product as uncharacterized. NCBI's taxonomy places the organism in Eukaryota, Fungi, Ascomycota, Sordariomycetes, Hypocreales, Nectriaceae. The record is from RefSeq and is a predicted model, not a curated record. Gene Ontology annotation, cellular component: membrane. The transcript is spliced from 2 exons. Bases 134 to 604 code for a protein of 156 amino acids.
GUCUGUUCGAUAAUUAUUUUUCGGAAACUUGUCCAUCCUUUUUUCUUUCUUGGAGAGAUUCCCCUCGCGUGUCUUAUUAGUCCCUCCUCCCGGCUAUCCCGCCCCUGUUGCGCUGCCGAGAGUUUAUUUCAUCAUGGGUCGAGUCGUCCUCAUAUCUCUGCGAGUUUUGCAGCUGGCCUUGUCUUUAGCCAGCAUCAGUCUUAGCAGCUAUGUUAUCAACUGGUUCAUGAGCAACAAAACGCCCAUACCAUCACCCUUCAACUACCUCCUCGUAUCAUCGAUCCUCUCGGUAUUCUCGCUCGUGUACCUAGAACUGGUACCUCGUUUCGCACCUCGCUUCUCACAACAAUACGUCGCCAUCGGGGUCGAAUCCGUCAACGCCGCUUUAUACUUUGCUGGUUUCAUUGCGAUCGCCAUCUACAUCGGGUCGCUGGUCUUUUGCGAGGGAGCCGUCUGCUCUUCCGGCCGGGCCGACGCCGUGGUUGCCGCGGGCCAGUUCACGACGUGGAUCGCCACCACAAUCCUCAUGGCCAAGGACAUGUUUAAAAGGGGCUUUGAGCAACCCAAGUACGCCGACAACAGCCGGGAAAUGGGACAAGUUUGAAGAGGCCUAAAAUAUCAAAGUUAGGGCCAAAUUACAGUAUUCAAGACGUGGAGCGAUGUCCGACCUCGGCAGUUAUUCAGCUGAAUGCUGGCUGCUCGGAUGCUUUCGAUACAACACGGGAAAUGCGUAAAGGAUGGGAGAUUGGAUUCAUGACAGGCGUUCAGGUAUUGAUUGAUUUGCAAGGAGAUAGACGGCGCCAUUCCGGUAUGGCCUCUCCAAAUUGUUAAAGGUGUAUCGGCAAGGACAAUACCUUCAGGAGUU